GGUUAUAAACAUAUACUAGGUACUGUUUUUUCUAUUUUAAUUAAAACUAAUUGACAAUUAAUGUUUCAACAUAGAAUCAAAGUUGCAAAUUCGAAUUUUUCCAUUCAAACAGUUUGAGAUGUAAUUGAGAAUGCGCAGAAUCGACCUGGAGCCCCGGAGAAUAGAGAACGCGUUAUUAUUCUGUUCAAAAUAUGUUUACUAUUUUUUGAACUUUGUAUUGAAUAUUUAAUUACAUCUAAAUCCAAAUUAGUUACUUUGCAAUUUAUUAAACAUCAAUAAGUUUGACGCUCAUGAGCCUGGCACGCAAAGAAUCAAUUGGAACGUACUUCGGUAAGUUUUAUGUCAAAUUUGAAAACAUGCCACAUACUAUUAUUGCCAUGUCCUAGAUACAAAAUACUUGAUUAACUGAAUAUAAAAUACGAAUUCUACGAAAGCAUGUGUUCGAAACUAUACAUAAGAUUAAUGUGAAUAUUUGACAUGAUAUUAAGAAAAUUACAUUUCAUUUUAAUUAUGUAUCACAUAAUAAGAAGGAUUUGAUGAUUUUUAUAUUAAAAAACGCAUGCAUACUAUUAAAUAAUAGAUAAGAAUACUAAUAAAUACUAUUUUUUUUCCAUUGAAACUUCAAUUUAAUGAUAAAUCUUUUAUCAAACCCCAACAUACUCUCUUCAAUGAUAGCAAAAUGACCGCCAAAACAUUUCAUUAUUUCAAUGUUUUUUAUCAACCUUGUAUAUGUUUCAAAUUCAAAUUAUAUGGUGAAUAACUUUUUUUUUUAUCGAAUACUAGAUAAGAAAUAAAGUGAGGUAUUAAAUUGAGCAUGCUGAAGUAGUUAAAUAUUUCAGGUAUUAUAUCGUAGGUAAAAGUCUUCGGAUGAUGGAAGUUUUUGAAACGUGGCAACCGUGCAAGAAGCCGAUGAGGAGGACAACGAGCGGGCACUUCUCCCACUCUAUAAUUCUGCGUUGUGCUUUUCCUUUCCCGCCGCACCGCUCUCAUUCGAGUUGUGGUAACCGAGUAGGACGCGUAAUUUGUCGAAUUUUCGAACCGCGCCUGUCAAUUUUUUAUUUGCAUUGUCGCGACGUUUGUCUAAUAAUUUCGCGACAAAGAAAACCAACUCAGUGAUCGGUAUUUUUAUUGAUCAACGGUUCGAUCGUUUGAGCGACCUGUAGUAGUGCAAGUGGGUUAUUGGCGGUGGAUGCCGAUCAAAGUGGAUUUAUUUAUGCCUACUUUGUGUAGUAGUGUUAGAGUGCCAUAGAAAAAUGUUUACAUAGCGAUAAUCGCGCGAUUGUGUUUUGUCGUUUAAAUCGUAUUCAUUCAAUUGCUAUUUUUGUUUCUUUGCCACGUAGUUCGUAUGUUAUUUUCGGUAUAAGUACCGUUUGGUUUGGUUUUGUGCGAUUUGCGACGUGUUGAGGGUUUUCGCAAGUUUCCGAUAGAUUACUUUUAUCGACGCUACCAUUAAGUGUAAACUAUGUACAGUGCGUGAUAAAAAAAGUGCUCAGUGAUUGCGAAACUAGUGUGGCAAUUUUUUGGAUUACCGUCGGGAUUUUUCACUUGGAUAGGAUUAUAAGGAUUAAUUAUACAUUUUUUUUAAGGAUGUCGACGACGUUAUUAUCAUCAAUGCUGGCCGUGAGCUGGCUACGUGUCACAGCAGGAUAAAACCGCAUAAAAUUCUUCGAAAAAAGAUAAGACAAUAGCAGGCUAGACCUGCAGGUCAUGGAUGUUACGUUUACCAACGUAUUGGAGGGGGCGCGACAGUACUUCCAGGGGCUGCCGACUGGCUCGAAUUCGGCGGUAAGCCCCGCUUAUUCAUCGGAAUCGCAUCUAAGGCACGAAUACGAACGAAGUAUUCCGACGUCUUCGAACGCUUAUUGGUCGUCGCAUGCCAGCGACGCCGUUCAACCUGCCAGAGAUCAUAAUGCGUUACAACGAGAACACGCGCCCGUCCAAAGGGAACAAUCGGUACUCAGAGAACACGCUUCGGUGCUUAAAGAUCAUUCGGUUAUACACAGGCCGUCGUCUCACGGUUCGGAUUCCUCUUCGCAUCUAUCUCAGUACGGUCAAACCGUUCCCGUAUCUCACGAACAGAACCGGCAGUAUUAUGCAGCCUCCUAUCAAGAACACUACCAACAACACAUACACCAACAACAACAACAACAACCCAUCAAACAACAACCGCACCAACAACACCAAUCCCAACUGCAACAACAAUCACCCGUUCAUUAUCAACAACAAAGACAGCCCUUCGAAUUUUCCAGACCUCAAAACACGAAUUAUACUCAAUACCAAUCUCACUUGCCCAACGCCGGCUCACCGUACCAACAAUCGCCGUCGCCUUAUCACCAAAUACCGUCGCCGCAACAACCCAGAGCCCCGUCGCGCGAACAAAUGGUACCCAGAGUACCUUCCAGAGAACAAACGAUACCUCGAGUCCCUUCGCACGAACAAUCGGCUCCCAGAACGUCUCAAUACUCCCAAUCAUCCGAUACGUACAAUUACACUCAAUCCGUGUCGUAUUAUCAACAAACCAAAAACGAAACCACCAAUAACGUACCAUACAAACACCCCGUUGAGCAUCAUUACCCUUCCGCUACGUCCCAACAACAAAAAAUGUACUACAAACACGUUUACGGACCCCAACAGACCCACCAAUCCGUAUUCGCGGCGUCGAGGCAGCAAGAAGAACAGCUCAGAACAAUCAGAACCACUCAUAAUUUACCUCCCAUAGCCGCGAUAUCCCAUUACCAUUCCAAUCGGGUCAGAGAACCGGUAAGACCGACUCCGGCCGCCGCAGAUAACAAAACCAGAACUUACGGCUCGAAUUCCUAUCAAUCCAACAGCCACAAUAUACAACAGACUUCGACACCGUCGAAUUAUCAACAAUACCAACCGAUAACCGCGACAACAACUACGCAAUCUUACAACCAAGUUGUAACGACGACGACGUGCAACUAUUACGCCAACGCCAACGCCAACGCCAAUCAAAAUCAGUCGUCUUCCAAUCGACAAUUUACCGCGAUCCCAUCGAGAAAUGUAACAAACGAACCGCCGAUUCCCUCUAAUAUAAUCGACAAUACAAACCGAGUGGUCGCCGUCAAAAGGGAAUCCCCGUUGGAUUUGUCCGUCAAAACGAUCCGAACGCCCGCCGAUUCCACGUUAAUCGACGCCGAAAACGAACGAACCAGAUACAGACCUAACCAAACUUUAACGGCCCACAAUUAUCCGCAACUAGACGUGAAUUCGUUUCAAAGGAACCUCACGCAAAGAUCGACUCAAUUAACGGCAGCUACCGCUCCCAAAGUCGAAUUCAGACCGAACUUCAACGUACCGACUUUACCGAAACGAUCUACCGACAAUAAAGUUUCGUAUAAAUAUUCGAUUCCGACGUCCGAUAAUAUAAAAUCGAAACCGAGGACGGUUCCGCCUACGCCGCGAUUCGUUUCCAACGAACAAAUGAAGAAACGGAGCGGCGAAAUCGCGCUACCGCCGACGGUACCAAACAAAUUGCAAAAAUUAACGACGACUGACGCUUGGAGGCAAUCGAUCGAUUUGCAAAUCGAGGAACGAUUAUCGUCCUAUAAACGACAACAAGCGAAAUUAUCGUCGCCCACGAAGAUACCGCUCGUUAACGGCUACGACAAACCGAAUUACGAACACACCGCGUUUCAUACGCAAACGUACGUACCGUCCGCCGGAACGCAUCAAUAUCCCGGCUACAAUCCGAAAACCACCGCUAAUAAUAAUAAUAAUAAUAAUAAUAAUUCGUUGACGAAUUCGAAAAAUACCGUCGGGGUGGAUAAGAGAGUUUUGAGUUUGUUGAGAAACAGUUUGGAGGUUAAGGGACAGAAAAAAUUGGAACAAUUGAAAUCGAACGAAAAUUUUUCAAUCAGAUCCGAUAUACAACACCCCUCGACCGACGUUACCGCCCCUCUACAACCUAAACCGGUAUUCGUUAAUAGAAACAACGUAUCGCCUUUCACCCCCACCAGUUUUCCCGAUAAUAACAACAUAACCGCCUCCUACAAAUUCCAUAUACCGAAAGCGGUGGAUUCCAUCAAUUUCGAUACGAACAAAACGAAUCGAUUAUCCGAUAAAGAAGAUACUGUGAUAAAUAACAACGCAAAUACCGAUUGCGACGGUUUAGCGGCUUUCCUAGCGGCCAGAAUACGCACCAAAGGCGAAUUAAAACAAGGCGGUAACAACAACAAAAGUCAAUUACACGACGUCAUCGAAAAACAACUUAAAUCGAAUAUAAAACAAUACGAUAUACCGCAAAUUACCGAUAAACCGCCCGUCAAACAUUACGAUAUACCGCAACUUACCGAUAAACCGCCUAAAUCGUCCGUAAAACAUUACGAUGUACCGCAAUUUACCGAUAAACCGCCUAAAUCGUCCGUAAAACAUUACGAUGUACCGCAACUUACCGAUAAACCGCCUAAAUCGCCCGUAAAACAUUACGAUGUACCGCAAGUUACCGCGUUUUGCGGUAGCGGUUCGACGCCGCCGAAAUCGGCGCAAAAAGACCGUCCGCAAAUAUGUUCGACGGCUCCGAGAAAAAGAUUGUUCAGUCGAAACGAAGAAGAUUCGAAUAUAAUACCGAUCAGGGAAGCGGGAUUGCGAAGUUCAUCGGAAACAUCGGUGUUCGAUUUCCCGGAUUCCGAUUCGGAAAACGACGUUAACAAAGAAAGUUUGGAGGCGAUGAGGAAAUGUAGAAAAUCCGUUAAGACCGUUUUAACUAUCGGCGAUUUAAAACAAGAAACUACUCAUCGACGUCCUGUUCUUCUUCUUCCACCCGCUCCUCCGACGCCGAGCGACGAUACGUUUUCGCAAGUUUGCGACAAUUUUUUGGAACAAUUGAAAAGCGGCAUCGGUAAAAGAAAGUGCAAAAAAAAGAAGAUAAUCGAACGGUUGAACGAUAACGCCGAGAACGGAGACGAAGUUACCGUGAAAAUCGAAAAAAUCGACGACGAAAUCAAAGUUUCGACGUGCGAAAUCGAUUUAAACAAAGUUAAAGAAGAAACCGACGCGAAACAAGAAGAAGAUUUGUUUGUGAUUAAAAGGAAAAGCGUUAGACGCAGGAUAUUAUCGUCGAGCGAUAGUAGCGACGACGAAAACGAUAAAUCGGCGGUUAAAGUUGUAAACGACGAAGUCAAAUCGACCGAGGAGGAAAUUAAAGGUUGCGGCGAAAAAAUUAGCGAAUUAACAUCGGCGAUUCGUCCUUCUAAGAAACCUUCGUUCGGCGACGGAUCGGCGUUUUAUCCCGGAUGGGAGGAGGGCGUUUACAAAUACAAAAAAUCGUUGCGCAUGCCCCCGACUCUAAUACAAGUCACCAGACCUCCGGUCUUCCACAGAUUGUCCACUUCUCUGCCCGAUUUGGACCCCUGUCCCCAAUCGCCCACCGCGUCCAUUCCCAACGACGACAAAGACGCGAAAAUCAAAGAGAAACGAAUCAAAUCCGAGCCGGACAGCGACGCCGAAUCGAAUUAUUCGGAUUUCAACGUUUUUUCCAAAAAAAUAAACUACGAUUCGGAGGGCAGUUGCUCGAUCAAAAGUUUACCGAACACCCCCGCCGGCAAAGAAACUUCGAUACUGGACAGAUUAUUGGAGAAAUGCGGCGGCAGAAAAAGGAAAAAAUACAAAAGGAAAGACGAUCACAGCCCGAAGACGGUGCCCAAAUCCGAAAAUCCCGUCGAAUUACUCCCGACGCCCAGUUUGGAAAUAAAACAGGAAGACGACAAAAAAACGAAGAAGUUAUCGAAUUCCCCCGUAAUCAAGGCCGAAUCUCCGCUACUGGGUUUCAGAAAAUCGACGAUGAGCAAUUUCAAAGACGCCUUUCUAAAAAGAUCCAACAACAUUUUGAACAAUCAAUUCACCACCGUAGUUUUGAAUUCGAGAACCCGAAGGGAGACUCGAGUGCAAAAACAAAGGGCGACGAUCAAAGAAGUGUUCGGCGAAGACCGACCCGCCUCCGCGCCGCCGGUCACCUGUCUCAACGACAUCCAAAUAAAGGAAGAGAACGCCAGCUGUUUGGGCAACCUCGUGGUCAGAUUGGAGAAGAAGGACGAUCUGAUCAGGGAAGCGACCGAUUUGAAAAGAGACACAAAACGCGAAACGACCGAAUCGAACAAAGAUGGAGCCGGCGAUCCGAUCGAACCGAAACCGUCGAUCAAAAUCGAAACGGAGGAUUCGAUGUUGGACGAGGACACGAGAAGUUUGGACGACGUCACCGUUAAAUCGGAAACCGCUUCGGUGGACGGCGACGACGGAAGCGCGUCGGGCCGGAAACGCGGCAAGUUCGGUAAAAUACGUCGGAAAUUCAGUUCCGGUUUCGAUUAUAUUAGAAAGAAGAAGAAAGUUAAGAAAGACGCGGCGGAGAACGAAUCCGCCGAAAAGAGAAAGAAGAAAUCGGCGGUGUCGAAAACUUUGGAAUCGGUCGACGAUAUACAGAGGGAAAUCAAAACUUGGGUGCUGAAUAAGGGGAUAGGGGAGACGCAUCUGCAUAGGGCCGCUAGGUUAGGAUAUACGGACGUCACAGCCUACUGUUUAGAAAAAACGGAUUGUCCUCCUUCGCCUAGAGACAACGCCGGCUACACUCCAUUACAUUGGGCCUGUUCCAAAGGGCAUCUCCAGAUAGCGAAACUUCUCUUACUCUAUGGCGCCAAUCCAAGUGAGAGUGCGCAGGGAGGCAUAAGACCUCUACACGAAGCUGUCGAAAACGGUUUCGUAGAAAUUGCGAGGUUGCUAUUAUCUUACGGCGCCGAUCCAACUUUAGCAACCUAUUCGGGUUUGACGCCCUUGGCGUUGACCAACGAUGAAGUGACUAAAGACUUUUUGAUGAAUCAUUUGAACGAUAUCGAAGGCGAAGUUGCAUCGCAGUGGUAUUCGACAGGACCGGCAUCAAUUUUUGAUCCCGUGGAUCAGAUCGGUUUCAACGUACUAGACAACGUCCCCAGUCCGGAUCCCGAAGAAGAAGAAGAAGACAUCGACUUCGAAAUGUCCGAAAGUCUUCUACCAAAUCUGUAUACGUUGUGCAACGAACCCCCCACCGACCGAUGGGUGUUACUCCAGGAUCUCUCGACCAUUCUCAAAAUAAAAUCCAGAGACGCUUUACUCAAACAGAUUUGCCCCCCUUCGACGUCCGGCGUCGUUCCCAAUAACAAAAACAUUAUAAGGGAACUCAGAAUGCCGGAGUUUUUAGAUCAGGCGCGGUGUUGCCAGUUCUUGAACGCCGGCGAGAAAAUCAACACGCGCGCCAACAAAAUCGCCCUCGUCAAAUAUACCGAUAAAGUUCGGGAACUUUUGAACAUCGAAAGUGUCGUGAUAAAGGCCAGGUGACCCGAGGGGUACCGAUCCCAUUAACUUUUCCUUUUUUUAACCCCCCACCCACUCCCCCUAUUUUUAUUUUUAUUUUUUCUACGAUAAUAAGGAGCCGUGAUAUUAUUUCUAAUUGUGAUUUAGGUUUGCAAUUUUGUUAUGAUGCGGUAUUUUCGAUAUUUCUACGCUGGUUUAUUUUAUUUUAUUUUUUUUUUUUUUGUUUAUCGAAAAAAAAAUUAUUGAUAAUGAUGUGAUGGUUUCGCAAUCGAUUAAUUCGAGUUCCGAGUGCAAUUUUGUUUUAUUAUAUGGAAAAAAAUCGAAAAGAACUUUUCGUUUCAACGUUCGGAAUAUUCAUUUCGAUUUAUUUACUGCGGAAUUGGUGUUUAAAUGUGGAAAAAUCGACUUCGGGGCGUGAUAAUUCAAUUUAAAAUCAUUUUUGUGCCCCCCUGCAACACUUUUUGUACCAAAAUAAUUAUUUUUAUCAUGUUUCCGAUGAAUUUAUCCCCUAAAAUGAGUUUUGCAAUAAUUUUGAGACUCGAAAAUUCAAAAAAAUCUAUUUUGGUACUUGAUAAUCCACAUUAAAAUCAUUUUUGUCCCCCCUGCAACACUUUUUGUACCAAAAUAAUUAUUUUUAUCAUGUUUCCGAUGAAUUUAUCCCCUAAAAUGAGUUUUGCAAUAAUUUUGAGACUCGAAAAUUCAAAAAAAUCUAUUUUGGUACUUGAUAAUCCACAUUAAAAUCAUUUUUGUCCCCCCUGCAACACUUUUUGUACCAAAAUAAUUAUUUUUAUCAUGUUUCCGAUGAAUUUAUCCCCUAAAAUGAGUUUUGCAAUAAUUUUGAGACUCGAAAAUUCAAAAAAAUCUAUUUUGGUACUUGAUAAUCCACAUUAAAAUCAUUUUUGUCCCCUCUGCAACACUUUUUGUACCAAAAUAAUUAUUUUUAUCAUGUUUCCGAUGAAUUUAUCCCCUAAAAUGAGUUUUGCAAUAAUUUUGAGACUCGAAAAUUCAAAAAAAUCUAUUUUGGUACUUGAUAAUCCACAUUAAAAUCAUUUUUGUCCCCCCUGCAACACUUUUUGUACCAAAAUAAUUAUUUUUAUCAUGUUUCCGAUGAAUUUAUCCCCUAAAAUGAGUUUUGCAAUAAUUUUGAGACUCGAAAAUUCAAAAAAAUCAAUUUUGGUACUUGAUAAUCCACAUUAAAAUCAUUUUUGUCCCCCCUGCAACACUUUUUGUACCAAAAUAAUUAUUUUUAUCAUGUUUCCGAUGAAUUUGUCCCCUAAAAUGAGUUUUGCAAUAAUUUUGAGACUCGAAAAUUCAAAAAAAUCAAUUUUGGUACUUGAUAAUCCACAUUAAAAUCAUUUUUGUCCCCCCUGCAACACUUUUUGUACCAAAAUAAUUAUUUUUAUCAUGUUUCCGAUGAAUUUGUCCCCUAAAAUGAGUUUUGCAAUAAUUUUGAGACUCGAAAAUUCAAAAAAAUCAAUUUUGGUACUUGAUAAUCCACAUUAAAAUCAUUUUUGUCCCCCCUGCAACACUUUUUGUACCAAAAUAAUUAUUUUUAUCAUGUUUCCGAUGAAUUUAUCCCCUAAAAUGAGUUUUAGCAAUAAUUUUGAGACUCGAAAAUUCAAAAAAAUCUAUUUUGGUACUUGAUAAUCCACAUUAAAAUCAUUUUUGUCCCCCCUGCAACACUUUUUGUACCAAAAUAAUUAUUUUUAUCAUGUUUCCGAUGAAUUUAUCCCCUAAAAUGAGUUUUGCAAUAAUUUUGAGACUCGAAAAUUCAAAAAAAUCAAUUUUGGUACUUGAUAAUCCACAUUAAAAUCAUUUUUGUGCCCCCCUGCAACACUUUUUGUACCAAAAUAAUUAUUUUUAUCAUGUUUCCGAUGAAUUUAUCCCCUAAAAUGAGUUUUGCAAUAAUUUUGAGACUCGAAAAUUCAAAAAAAUCAAUUUUGGUACUUGAUAAUCCACAUUAAAAUCAUUUUUGUCCCCCCUGCAACACUUUUUGUACCAAAAUAAUUAUUUUUAUCAUGUUUCCGAUGAAUUUGUCCCCUAAAAUGAGUUUUGCAAUAAUUUUGAGACUCGAAAAUUCAAAAAAAUCAAUUUUGGUACUUGAUAAUCCACAUUAAAAUCAUUUUUGUCCCCUCUGCAACACUUUUUGUACCAAAAUAAUUAUUUUUAUCAUGUUUCCGAUGAAUUUGUCCCCUAAAAUGAGUUUUGCAAUAAUUUUGAGACUCGAAAAUUCAAAAAAAUCAAUUUUGGUACUUGAUAAUCCACAUUAAAAUCAUUUUUGUGCCCCCCCUACAACAUUUUUAUAUUAAAAUAAUUUUUUUGAUGUCUUUCCGAUCAAGUUACCUCUUUAAAUGAGUUUUGUGUCUACGAAAUUAUUUUUAUUUCAAAAAAACAAUUUAGAUACUUCAUAAUGCACAUUAAAAUCAUUUUUGUCCCCCCUACAACACUUUUUGUACCAAAAUAUUUUUUUUCACUUUUUUUCGAUGAAUUUAUCCCCUACAAUAAGUUCGUUCAUUCAUAAAUUUUUGUUUAGAAAAAAAAAAAAAAAUAUUAUCGGUAUGUUCCUUAAUACUAAUCUGACGAAAUCGUUUUGUUUGUCCCACAACUCGACAUUGCAACCAUGUUGAAUUAAUAUUUUUCUAUCCAAAAUUACUCAUAAAUACGAUAAUUUAAAUUUGAAUAUACAAAUUUGAAAUAUAAAGCGAAAAUUUUCGAAAUUAUACAGGGUACUCGUUAAAUACAAUUCUAGUAAAUAUUUUUUAAUGAAUAUUUCUAAACGUUUAAUUUUGUUACUUAACAAUAUUUUUUGUUAGUUAGCUACCAAUAAGAUAUUGAAAUAAUAAAUUUGGUAUUUAAUACACUAUAAAGUAUAUUUUGACGUAUUAUCAAUCAAUUUUCCUCCCAAUCUGUCAUUUGCUGUUUCUAAAACUAACCUGAGGUCAUAAAAUAUUAAUUUAGAAGAGUUUGAAAAUAUUUCAUGGCUGUAUAAUCGUAUAGACAAAGGCUAAAUAACAGAAGAAAGGUAUUUAAUUUGGCCUCUUACAAUAUAAUACAACCAACUAUACGGAAUAGAAUGACGACGAUAUUUAGUUUAGAAUUAAUGGAUUUUCAUCUUGUUUACGAGGGUUUAUUAAUAGAAAUUGAGGUUAUACCAAAACCAAUGAUUGAUUUUACAAAAUAUAUCAGUCAACUUCGUUUCCCAUCUGCAUCUGUCGUCCGAUGCUUAUAAAGAUAACAUAAGGUACUAAAAUAUUGGUUUAGAUGAGUUCGAGAAUAUUUCAUGGCUAUGAUAUAGAUAAAUUACAGAAGAAAAGUACCUAAGAUUCUUGCCAAUGAUUAAUUUUGACGUUUGCUUAUGCAUGAACUUUUUGAAAUACCCUCAUAAGUUGUUUAGAUCAGUUUUAAAUCUUUUAAUUUUCUCAAAAAUAUCUGAUAAACGUAGAAAAAUGCAUAUUUUCAAAACAUUACAAAAAAAGAGAAAUAAAUAAACUUACCUUUGUUGUUAUUAACUAAAUUUUACCACUAGGACAUUCGAUAAAAUGAAAGCUACACUAUAACACUAUGGUAUUAGUUUUAUAUGUUUCACUCGUUGUUUUAUGAAGAAAUGCGUUGAACAAUAUUGUUUUUAUUAAGUUUAUUUCAUUUAAAAUUCAUUUUAAAACAGUAAUCUCAUUAUUUAAAUAUGAAUUUAUAGUUAUUCACUUCGUUAUUUGUUUACAACUUUUAUAGUUAUUUCUGACAGGAAGAUAUUCAUUGAAAACACUUCUUCUUUUAUUUCCAGUCUGCUGGCCUUUUGCUUUUUGGUAAAAAUGUAUGUAAACAAAAAGAAUUCAUAAAAAGUUUUGUUUCAGUUGUUGUUUUAUGAAGAAAUACGUUAAAUAAUGUUGCUUUUAAUAAAUUUAUUUCAUUUAGAUCUUAUUUUAAAACAGUAAUCACAUAAUUAAAAUAUAAAUUUUUAUUUACUUACCUUGUGAUUUGUUUUAAUUGUUUACUAUUUUAUAGUUAGUUCUGACGGGAAAUUAUAUGUUCAAAACACUUCUUCUUUUUUUUACGGUGUAUUACAGUUGGCCUUUUUCUUUUCGGUAUUAUGUAUCUUGUAUAAUUGGUUGCAUAACUAAUAUUUAUUUUUCCAUAAAAAAAAAGAUUUUGAUCGAAAUAUUUGAUGAGUUUUAUAGCAAUUUUAUUUUUAUUGACGUUUGUUUAUACAUUUGAUGAAUCUAAAUAGAUUUUUAAGUUUGUUAUUGUUUUAAUUUUUUUCAAACCAUCACAUUAAAUUUAUUUUUGUUUGGAAAAUGUACGCAGAAAUUUAUUUUUUAAGAAUUAACUGAUAAGUUACCAGCUUUUUAGAAAAUUUUACUUGGAAUUUAGGCAUAAACGUUUAGAUAAGGAUCCAAAGAUUGAUAUCAUUUUGUUCAAAAAGAAAAUCGAACUGAAUUUGAUAUAUCGAAAAUAAUGAUUAAUUUUGACCAAUUUUAAGAAUUAAAAUUACACAGAAUUGUGUCUAAAAUGGUAAAAUUUGUGAAAGAAAUCGCUUAAAUUACUGAUAAAAAGUUUAAUUUUCGGUAUAUUUUGACCAAGUGAUAUUAAUCAACAUUUAAUGUUGUGAAAGUGCAAUUUUUGUGACUGUGUAAAAACGAAAUGGUCCAGAAAAAUAAUAAAAAAUAGUUAAAACAGAAUUUUAUAUAUUUAUGAGUUAUGUGAUGUUAAUAGUAAGAACAGAAAUUAGUAACACUAAAAAAAUGUAAUUUAAAAAUAAAAAAACUCGUCUAUGAAUUCGAUUUUGUUAAUACUGCCCUUAAAUAUUGAAAAACUAAACACCUCUCGUUAAUUAUCAUUGAAUCUUAUACAACUAUUUCAACUUGGCAACGAUGUUAAACUCGCAUGUCUGCAAAACACUUCAGAUAUUUUACACCGUUGCCGCGUUGUAAUUUUUUUCUCUAGUUGUUUGCAUAAAAUAAAUUAACUCGCCUAUUAAUUCGAUUUUGUUAAUACUACCCUUGAAUAUUGAGAAAAUAAAAUGCGUAAAGUAUAUAUGGCAUGGUACAUUCAAAAAUUAGCAGCUCCGAAUAAACAAAAUAAAUUAUCAGUUUCUCUUGUACAACUAUUUCAACGUGGCAACGAUGUUAAACUCGCAAGUCUGCAAAACACGUCAGAUAUUUUACACCGUUGCCGCGUUGUAAUUUUUUUCUCUAGUUGUUUGCAUAAAAUAAAUUAACUCGUCUAUUAAUUCGAUUUUGUUAAUAUUACCUUUGAAUAUUGAGAAAAUAAAAUGCGUAAAAUAUAUAUGGCAUGGUACAUUCAAAAAUUAGCAGCUCCGAAUAAACAAAAUAAAUUAUCAGUUUCUCUUCUAUAACUAUUUCAACGUGGCAACGAUGUUAAAGUUGCAAGUCUGCAAAACACGGCAGAUAUUUUACACCGUUGCCGCGUUGUAAUUUUUUUCUCUAGUUGUUUGCAUAAAAUAAAUUAACUCGUCUAUUAAUUCGAUUUUGUUAAUAUUACCUUUGAAUAUUGAGAAAAUAAAAUGCGUAAAAUAUAUAUGGCAUGGUACAUUCAAAAAUUAGCAGCUCCGAAUAAACAAAAUAAAUUAUCAGUUUCUCUUCUAUAACUAUUUCAACGUGGCAACGAUGUUAAAGUUGCAAGUCUGCAAAACACGGCAGAUAUUUUACACCGUUGCCGCGUUGUAAUUUUUUUCUCUAGUUGUUUGCAUAAAAUAAAUUAACUCGUCUAUUAAUUCGAUUUUGUUAAUAUUACCUUUGAAUAUUGAGAAAAUAAAAUGCGUAAAAUAUAUAUGGCAUGGUACAUUCAAAAAUUAGCAGCUCCGAAUAAACAAAAUAAAUUAUCAGUUUCUCUUCUAUAACUAUUUCAACGUGGCAACGAUGUUAAACUUCAAGUCUGCAAUCAGGUCAGAUAUUUUACACCGUUGCCGCGUUGUAAUUUUUUCACUAGUUAUUUUGAAUAAAAUAAAUUAACACGAUUUUGAUAAUACUACUCCUGAAUAUUGAGAAAAUAAACUGUGAAAAAUAUUGAGCAUAAUAUAUUUAAAUUUGAUUAAUAAUUGAAUAAAUUAUUAUUUAAUCAUCUAAAACGCAUAAAAAUGACGACUUUUAGGUUAAGUUUGGAAGACACGACAAAUGUUUUACAGCGUUGCCGCGAUGUAAUUUUUUUCUAGUUGUUUGCAGAAAAUGUAUACAACUAAAAAUUUUUAUUAAUUAGAAAUUGUGACUCCGUUUUCAUGAAAACAAUAGUUUUUGAUCUACCCAGUUAUCAAUAAUUAUAAAAUGCAAAUAAAAAACGACAAAAAGCACAAAAACAACUAAUUCGGACAAGAAUUUCCAAUUUCGACAAUAAAUCAUACAACACUGGAGACUUAUGCUACACGGCUACCAACUUUUAGAAAAUAAUUCUCCCUAAAACACGAGCGAUGAUUCCACCAACACUUUUGAUUGUCAAAAUUAUAAAUUUCACUACUAGUUAUCUACAAAUUUAUAAAAUAUGUGAUUUAAAUAUUGCUUGACGUGCCUAGGUUUGAAAAUAUGAAAAUUAUAACAAAAAAAUUAAUUUAAUAAAAUAUUAAAGUGUCAACAAUGGAUUUAGGUUAGCAAAUUGUCAAAAUGGCCGCCGUGGGGCACACAAAUGCUUUUGCUAUAAAUGUUGAGGGAUUUGUAAAGUUAUUUGAUGGAUUUUAGACUAACUAAAAAAAUACUUCGAAAUUACUCAUUUUUAGGUGCAUUAAUUUCACUGAAAAUUAUCUAAAAAGUAUCUAUGGAGUCCUAUUAACAAUUUAAAAUAAAGAAACAACACAAAACAACUCUCGCCAUCGGAAGUAACCAAAAAAGCACGGACACGUACGUGAUAAUCGAUUGUUUACCCCACGGCCGCCAUUUUGACGUAGAUCAGCUGUUUUAUUAGAUUUCCUAAUAAAAUGCGUCAUUAGAACAUUCGAAUUACAAUAUUAGACAUUGACAGGAAACUUUUUACUACGCAGUUGUCAUUUUUUUACCAUUUGACAAUUGAAAGUCGUAAAAAAAUGUGACAAUCUAACAAAAAUGGUGACGAGAUUGCGUUGAGCGACAAAAAAAAACUGUAAGAGGCGAUUUAUUUCACAAGAAUGACAAUUAUUGUUAUCAAUAAUAUUUUCCUACGAAAUCUUAGACUUGGGGGUUGAUACAAUCAACGAUUGGGGUUGGGGACUCGCUUGUACUUGACGGUUGGUCAUUAUCCCGAAUAUUUUCCACUCCUCUUAUGUUAAACAUCUAUUAGGUAUCUUCUUCUCUUCUAAUUCUACCUGUUAGAGUGUCAAAUGAGGUUUACAGUACCCAUUUCCUCUAUUGUCUUCUUCUCUUUCCAUUCUUCUGAAGUUUUCUUCUUUUUUGAGUUUUUGUUUACUGUUUUAUUUACUUUUAACAUUUACGUUUUAUCCCUUUUAGUUUUAUUGAAUAUUCCAAAUCCAAAUCUAUAUUUUUAUAUCUAGGUAUUGUUUUUUUUACAUUAUGUAUCAAAGAAAUUAUUAUAGACAACGAACCAUACACAAAAUUUGCAUAUAAAAGUUGUAGAAUCAAAAAAUCUAACCUUUCACCUAACAUAACCUCAAAUAUUUGAGAGAAAAUAGCAAAAAAGAUUCAUUAGUUUCAUUAGUUUGAGGUUAGGUGAAAAAUAAAUUACAGAUAGUUUUAUUCCCAAAUUUCCCCAACUAUAUCUUAGUACUACAAAAAUCCCGGAUAUAAUUAAGUAUUAAAUAUUUAUUUUCCCUAUAAAAAGCACUAGCGUGAUAUUAUUACAACAUUUUAAAUUGAUAAUAACUUUGCAUAACAAAUUUUAUCACCUAUGAAAAAUUGCAAAUCAAACCAUAUCUCAAUCAAAUUGUUUUUUAUUUAUAAACUUUUAUUUGUAAUUCUAAAUAAUAUUUAUCCAACGUCGGUGUGUUAUAUUUAUUUGAAACAAAAUAUUUUCAAAAGUUUCAUUUCCUAUUUGUGCUGUUCACAACUAUCGCGAUUAUUAAUUUAAAAAAUGAAUCAUAUCAAUAAUAAUUGUCAAGAAAUUAUUUGCUGGGCAGUGUUUAUUUCCAAUAUUUGAUCAUAUAAAUAUAAAGUAAUUUGAUAAUUUCGAUUUUGUUUCACUUACCUUAAAAGUUUCUAACCUCAAAUUUAGUUCUUGCCUUGGCCUUACGGAGACGAAUAACACUUGAUGAAAUGCACUUACAGUUGCGUUAUGGACUAAACACUUGAAUUUAAUUUUCAAAACAUAAAUUCAUAAUUAAAUAUUCAUAUCUGAAUCACUAUAGUUUACGUAUCAAAUCAUUUAUCACCAGAAAUUUACAACGUUGCCUAAUUUAUAUAUCUCAUAUUCCCUAGCCAGUCGUGAAUUAGGCAUGAAUUGACGCCAUAUUCUUUACUUGUCGCUGUCACAAUUUACCGCCAGACUCGUUAUAGGCCGGUCAAAUUUUGUUAAAAAAAAAUUGAAAAAAAAAAACAUCUCCAUUGUAUUGACACAGAUUGUAGUUCAACUUUUUUGAAUAUUUAAAUAAGCCGCAGAUAUGAUGUUAACGCCCUUGCCAAUAUAUUUCGCGUAUGAUGUCAAUUCGAUCGUACAUAAACUGUGAUUUGGAACUUUCACACCUAACCUUAAAAUCGUUUCACUUUAUUAAAAUUGUAUGUAUGUAUACAUAUUUCCUCCUUUUUUGUAUCACUGUAGAGCUAAACGAUUCGUAAAUGUUUUGUUUUACUUGAUAUUUUUCAUAACCUCAAAAUAUUGAUCAUAUACGACACUAAUGUUUGAGACAUAUUUCGAGAUAAUAAUUGUUAUCAAAACGCUCAGGGACCGUAAAAGUACUAUUAAUGAAAUUAAUAAUAAAAAAUGUUAGUAAUAGUAAUAUACGUUUGUAUAAAUGUAAUAUUAUGUAGAAAUUAAAAACGAUAUACGUUGUAAAUAUUUAUUUUUUAUUUUUUAAGAACGCUUCUAUUUCUAUUUGGAAGAGUGUAAAUGUAAUAUAAUAAAAGUGAAUAAAAAAUGACAGACUUUCAGAGUAAUUGACAGAUUCUUAAAUGUCGUCCCGAAUUAAUUAAAUGUUUAAUGUUACUUUGUACUCUAUAAAACAAAAAAAAAUAUUCUAUUAACAAGUAUCUCUUACCUGUUUGUGAUUUUAUUUUAAAGAAAACUUCUUCCAGAUGUGCUUGAUUUAUUUUUUCCCAAUUAGUUUUUAUAUUCAUUGAUAGUUUUCAUAAAACUCCUGGACUAUAUAUAACUUAUGUUGAAGACAACACACUAGACACAGGGUUGCCAGAUUUCGUUUAAAUAUUUUGUAAUAAAAACUAAUGAAUAUCUUUAACUUCUUACUUUUAAUACCUUUUUAUGUUUCUUUUGAUAAAUCGCCUUUUUUGAUAGAAAACAAGUUUCAAAAUACAGAUAAAUUAAAAGAGACUUAAAAUGAAGACGAACAGCUUCUCUAUUUUAUUAUAUACACAGAUGAUGCAAAGAAUUGUUAACAGAAUUGGCAACACGUUAUUAACUUUUGCUGAAGAUUCGUUUUGUAUUAUUUCAACAAACAAAAAUCAUAUAUUUAUACAAUGAAUACCUGAUAAAUACACCACAUGAGCAAACCAUUAGUUUUUCUCACCUUUUUUCGGACGUUCUGAAUCGAUCUUAACUUGCAAAUAUGAAAAUUCUACACAAUCUGACAACCUUGUUAUAUUUUUCAUAAAAGAAGUUAACUAAUAAAAAAUGUCAUGAUCAUUUUCACGUUUUUGCUUGUGUUGAUACUUUUUUAUCUUAUAGUUUUUGUCACUGUUGUUAAGUUAUAUUCUUCCUUAUUUGAUAUUAUUAAAUUGAGGUUAUCUACCACGUAAACUGUUUGUUUGUUUAAAUUAUUGAAAUGUGAUUUAAACAACGUCAAUAUAAAUGAUUGGAAUUUAUUCAAAGGUCGAAACGAUUUAAAUAAAAACCUGUAUAGAGUACAUAGUAACAAAAAUGUGAAAUGAAUGUAAAAUAUAAAUAUUUUUUCCCUCUCAAUGUCUGUCUGUGUCUUGCUUUGUAAAUAAGAGUUUCUCGUAACAGAAAUCAAAGUGGUUAUUUUUUUUUUCUGUUUGGGUCGUCUUUAAGUGAUAUCUACAGAAUUAAUUGAGUCAUACGUGACAAAAAACUAGCUUGGAUGUUUUAUAAUCCAGACGAACUGUUAAUAAAAUUAUUUUUUUUUCAAAUUUAACGUCCACCUGUAUGUUUUUGUGUCAUUAAAAUUCCACGAAUGGUUCAUUUGAAACAUUGUUUAAAAUAAAACAUUUUUUAAGGUCUUCGCAUACCUUGAAUAUAAAAUAAUGAUUGCCCAAUAUAAUUACGCAAUUAUGUGAAAUAUUUUCAUUUAUAUUUAUAUAUUUAUUUUUUAAUUUGACACUAUACAAUAGACGACAUAAUUUUGUUAAAAACUUAUAUAACGUGUUAAUGUAAUAUACAGAAUGUCCAAUUAAAAAUAACGUGGUAGUUUUUGUUUCAUGAAAUGGCCCAAUUUAUUCUUUAGUUUUUUUCCCUCGAUUAGAUAUCUUGUACAAUCAAAAAGAGGGUUAUCUGUGAUGAAUAACUUGAGGCAAAGUGCAAUGCUUUUCUGUAAAAUGAUAUUGUGAUUUUGCCAAUUUGUCCUAUAUGUGUGAAUUAGAAGAUAUUUUUAAUUUAUCCAAUUUUUUUUCACAUUUUUAAUGUUUUCUGUUGUAUAAAAUAUGUGAAAUACUAAUAAAUAUUAUAUAUCCAGAAAA
Molecule: messenger RNA, 18041 nt
Organism: Diorhabda sublineata
Lineage: Eukaryota; Metazoa; Arthropoda; Insecta; Coleoptera; Chrysomelidae
Exons: 7
Coding region: 1708-7326 (1872 amino acids)
Biological process (GO): negative regulation of transcription by RNA polymerase II
Cellular component (GO): nucleus
Molecular function (GO): protein binding; transcription corepressor activity
Source: RefSeq, a predicted model, not a curated record